Messenger RNA from Sclerotinia borealis F-4128, 1110 nucleotides. The record is from the annotation of a GenBank genome assembly. Lineage: Eukaryota; Fungi; Ascomycota; Leotiomycetes; Helotiales; Sclerotiniaceae.
AUGGUAAAUGUCGACUCACGGGACUCCUGCCUUUGGCCCACAGUAGCUGUUCUCAAUGGGAAGCAUAAGUGCAUAAAGCCACCAUCGAGUAGCAGAGUUGUGUACACCCAGACUGAUGACGGUAUAAAGAUUGACGAUGUAUUGCUUGAUCUAGCGAAGGGGGAAAUUUCACGCCUGCGAACGAAACUACAGGAUAAAAAGAUCGAAUUACGAGACUCUGAACAGGAACGAGAAAAUGAUUCAGUAAUUGUACCUCCUUUAUUAAAUCAAUACGACAAGCUUGAGGCCCUCAUUUCCGAAGCUAUCGGUCAAGGUUGGUCAUCACCGCAAGUUACUGCGGAUCUUUGGGGCAACCUCGCAUCAUCAGAUUCGUUAGUAGUUUUGAGAGCAUUAAAAUCAUGCUGCUUAAGGAUUUGGGUGUUCGAGUCCGAUUUCCCGCAACUUGAGGGAUCAUCGUCAGAAUAUUGGGUGAGCUUGCGGAAAACUUUGACAAUCGCAGAUGGAGUUGUAGCGGCGAGAAACCUUGAUUUGGCUACCCGUCAUGCCAUGAUAAUGGACGAAGACUUUAUAUCAAAGUUCAUCAACCCUGACGCAGAGCGUCUAACGAUCCGAUACUCUGAUAUUAUGGAGCCUUUAUUCUCUCAAAGUCCUAACAAUUAUGUUCGCAAAAGCUGGGAUGUUUUUUCGACUUGGAACGCUGACAAGGAGGUAUGGCAGGAACGGCAAGGUCGACUCCACAUGUUCCGAGUGGCGUUGAGAACCAAAGCAGAAUCCACGUUGAAUCUCAAGGAUUAUGAAAUGGUGACGUUUCCGCCAGAUACUCCAUACGAUCAUGACUUAAUGAUUGUUGAAACCUACGGCAGGAUUGAUGAUGAAAAGAAUGACGGUUGUGUUGUUAAAUUUUGCACUCAGCCGGCAGUUUUUGUACAGAACAAAAAGAGGUUAGCAGAUAUCGGCAGCACUUCUGAAUUGUCAUCUACUUCACAAAACUUUGUGCGCAAUUCUGCUCGACGGAAACCUGGGUUGAAGCCAUCUCUCAAAGCUGUCGUAAUAACACGGAAACGCAAAAAUGAUUCUCACGCUCCCCAUGCCAAGAAUCAAAUCUCAUAG